AUGAGCCGAGACGAGUCUCGCCACCGUCUGCAUGAGCGUGGACGUCCACCGGUGCCACCACGUCCCACGAUUCUCAGGCCCACGACAGUCCGUGUUCGUCGUCGAAGACACAGCGACACGAUGGACGGAUAUGACCAAAUGAUAGACCUUCCGUCUCAGGGCGCCCCUGCUGAAAUCAGCAGCGAUUACCGGGGCCAGGAGUCACUCCUAACCCAAUUCCAAGCCAAAGUCAUCCAGGACAUGGCCGGCAUCCAGUACGGACUGAACCGCUUGGCGCAGCAGGUUGCCGCUGUCCCUGACCAGGUUUUGGAGGGGAUGGUUAGGGUUGAGGCCCCGGAGGGGAGUAGUUGGCGCAGUUGGUUCACAGUGUGUACCCAGCGCCCCUUCGCUCCCUAUCGCCAGCACAAACCAGUCCCGCCACCUGACGCCAACGCUGCCCGGCUCGCAGAACUUGAAGACGAAAGCAAUGUGUUGAACAACCGCAACAAUGAGCUCCAGCGUGAACUGGACGAGGCCCGCCGGGAGCUGCAGACUGUCCGGCGCAGGAUGGCCGGCAUGGAGGGGCAACUCCAUGAGAGCCAAGAGGAGGUGAAGAAGCUCCGUGGGAAGGAAGCCAUGUUUCGAACCAUAAUCCUCGACCAGGCCGGCGUCCAAGAAAUCAGCGACAACGACAUCCUCCAGGGGUUCCUGAACAUGCGGCAAAAUGUCCAAAAAAUUUCGCGCAGUUCGGCUUACGCGGUCGAUACCGACCCUCUUCUCUCGGCUACACUAGAAGCGGCCGCGCCAUCUGUGAAGAAAUUUUACGCGUCGGCUGCCUGGGGGAUGCUUGGUGUCGCAGAUCGGCGACUUCGUCUGCGUGCCAAGAUCUUCAACGAGCUGUACGCCCAAAUCCUGAAUUCCAAGUGCUUCGGGCUGCUAGAAGUUCAUACAUCGGACGGGGACACGAAAGGGCCGGUCGAGCCUGGGCUCCGGCGAUUCGAAUCCAUGCUCAAAGAACGUGGUGUCAGCGACAUACUCAUCAGUGACUGGAUCAUUUCAACCAUCAAAUGCGUGGAGGUGGCUGGAAUUGAGGAGAUGAACAGUGCGGUUGCCGCACGAGACAUCUUCGCCAUCCUGGCACCCCUUCUUUCCACGCAUACCCGGCCAUCGGAAGAAGAUGCUCUCCGCGCCAACAUCUUGGAGUUGUGUAAAGAUGCUUUCAAGCUGAGAAUGUUGAUGCGCAAGUCCAAAAAUCGAUACGUGGUCGAGACGAUGGAUCCCAACGGGAUCGUUUUACUCUCCGCCUGCGAGGACAAGGCGGAGUCGGUGGCAGUGGAGGGCGGGAACAACAGCGAGAAGAGUGACAAGGUCGCAUAUAUGUUGUUUGGUGCUCUGAUUAAACAACCGCUGGCCGGGGAUCAGGUUGUUAAGGUAUUGGAGAAGGCUCAGGUUGUUCUCAAGACGAAAUAA
Dichotomopilus funicola is the source of this 1449-nucleotide messenger RNA. RefSeq lists its product as uncharacterized. The coding region runs from base 1 to 1449 and encodes 482 amino acids. The record is from RefSeq and is a predicted model, not a curated record. Lineage: Eukaryota; Fungi; Ascomycota; Sordariomycetes; Sordariales; Chaetomiaceae. The transcript has 2 exons.